This is a messenger RNA of Seriola aureovittata, 2179 nucleotides long. RefSeq names its product dolichyldiphosphatase 1 (gene dolpp1). Lineage: Eukaryota; Metazoa; Chordata; Actinopteri; Carangiformes; Carangidae. The record is from RefSeq and is a predicted model, not a curated record. Gene Ontology annotation, biological process: lipid biosynthetic process; protein N-linked glycosylation. Gene Ontology annotation, molecular function: dolichyldiphosphatase activity. The transcript has 8 exons. Bases 48 to 764 code for a protein of 238 amino acids. Gene Ontology annotation, cellular component: intracellular membrane-bounded organelle; endoplasmic reticulum membrane.
CGUGUCUGGGGCGUUACACUGGGACUGCCCGGUUGUGUCCGGGUAAGAUGGCGUUGGAAGAGCAGUGCUCGGCACCACCUCGAUGGCGGUCCAUAUCUCUGACACACGUAGAGUUCCCCGAGGAUGAUCUGACGGGACAAGUGCUGGCCUACAUCAGUCUCCUGCCGAUAGCGAUCCUUGUGGGUUUUGUUACACUUAUAGUGUUUAAACGGGAGCUGCACACGAUUUCCUUCUUCGGUGGGCUCAUCCUGAAUGAAGGGGUGAACUGGGUGCUGAAGCACAUUCUCAGAGAGCCGCGCCCAUGUGCAGGGGCUCACACAACCCUGCACACAGAGUAUGGGAUGCCCUCCAGUCAUUCCCAGCUUAUCUGGUUCUUUGUUGUUUACUUCUUUCUUUUCCUUUAUUUAAGAAUGCAUCAAACGAACAAUGCUCGAUGUGUGGACCUGCUGUGGAGACACAUACUGUCCAUCAUCCUGUUGGGCAUGGCCUUAUCAGUCUCAUACAGCAGAGUCUACCUGUUGUAUCACACCUGGAGCCAGGUUUUCUGUGGUGGAGUGGCUGGUAGUUCGAUUGGCAUACUCUGGUUCUUUAUCACACAAGAGGUGCUGACACCAUUAUUCCCCAAAAUAGCAGCGUGGCCAAUAUCAGAGUACUUCCUGGUACGAGACACAAGCCUGAUCCCCAACAUCUUAUGGUUUGAGUAUACAGUGACCAGAUCAGAGGCAAGGAACAGACAGCGAAAGCUUGGAACAAAACUUCAGUGAUCUACACAGUUCUUUUGUGAAACUGAGUUUAGGACCACACACACGCACACACACACACACACACACACUCUCACAAACACACACAGACAAAUGCUUACUCGACAAAAACACACUGGAGAACCAUCUUUUGGACUGACAUGGUUGCAAGGAGUAAAGGGCAAAAACCGUUUACAGGUGGUGAAAGAGUGCCUGGACCUGGCCCGGAGCCUACAGCCUGAGCAAGUCCGUCCACACGCCUCUCCUUCUUGUACAGCUUGCCCAAAAUGCUCUUCAGUGCAUGCAAGACUGUGCAAGAGGCAUACUAUUUAAUGAUAGAUUAAUAUAUAGAUUUUAACUAUAAACGCACGCUGACAGUAACAGUGUACUGUAAGAGAUUCGAGGAGCCAAAAAGGAGGCUUUGGUCAAGUUUCAAACAAAUUGGUGGGCGUCAUUGCAGCAUGUAUUUAGUGAUUCCUUUUAUUUUUUUCUUUAUUUUUUAUUAUUUUUUUUUUUAAUAUUCUGAUGAAUAGCUGGUGGGACACGGCGGGUGGGGGGGUUGGUUAUGGCUAGGUUGGGGGUAUGUGGAAUUAACCAUUUUUCAAUGUUAUAUAAUAGAAAAUGAACAAUUUCUAAAAUUGGUUAUGAUGUAAUAUAAAUGAAAAUUUGCACUUUGUGAAAUUUACAAGUCGGAAAAAAAAAAAAAAGACUAACACUAGUUAAAUGUUAAGACCCUCUCCCUCUUUUCCCUCAUCAGUCUUUGCUUUGUGUCUUUGACUGUCAGUCCUAACAUAUUAGACUCCAAAGCUGAUCUGCAAGCAGUGUAAAUUUAAUGUACCUUCUGUACUAUUGAGCACCGUGGUUGGCUUGUGGUUCCUGUUCAUAUCCACGUUUGAGGAUAAUGAGACUGAAUCACAGCAGCAGGUUUCAGUUGUUUUUGUUGUUGAACACACUUUGGACUGAGGUGGUGUUUUUCUUAAUGCCUCACACACAGUAGCAGCCUGGGAACAGACUUCUGGGAAUCAUUUUUUUUUUUUCUUUUUCUUUUUCUUUUUUUAAUUCCGUUUCUUAUCUUGUUUUCUGGAGUUGCAGAGAACAGUUUUCUUCUUACCUGCAUUUCCAAGAUAACAUUCCAUAUCAUUUUAGUGAGAAAACAUAUAAUGAGUGCUGAGGGGAUAUGUUUUCUUUUUGUAUUAUUUUUUGAAGAAAGGAAAAAAAAAAAAAGAAAAAAAAAGCCUCAGGUCAGUCGUAGCAUGUGAUUAUGCUUAAUUCCUCACAGCCCACGGCAGCUAAUGUUGAAAGCUGUCAAGUGGGGAUCUGAAGCUGAUUUAAAACUGUCAUAUCAUUAGCUCCACAAAGGGAAGUAGUUCUCUUAGAAUUUGAUUUUUUUCCAUGUGUAACCUAUAUCAGGCUGAAUAAAAAUGUGUUUAUGUACAAUA